Molecule: messenger RNA, 1539 nt
Organism: Astyanax mexicanus (Mexican tetra)
Lineage: Eukaryota; Metazoa; Chordata; Actinopteri; Characiformes; Acestrorhamphidae
Gene: cfl2
Product: cofilin 2 (muscle)
Exons: 4
Coding region: 140-640 (166 amino acids)
Biological process (GO): actin filament severing; actin filament fragmentation; cell motility
Cellular component (GO): actin cytoskeleton; cytoplasm; actin cortical patch
Molecular function (GO): actin filament binding
Source: RefSeq, a predicted model, not a curated record
AGCCACGCGCUCGUGCGCCCCCCUCCUCCCCCCUUUCUCUCUCUCUCCCUCUCUCUCGCCCGGUCCGCUGUUCACAUUCCCCUGAUAGAAGUACCAAGAAAAUACUCGCACAUUCAAUCGGAAAGUAUCCUCGGACAACAUGGCUUCAGGAGUCACAGUAAAUGAUGAAGUCAUCAAAGUCUUCAAUGACAUGAAGGUGCGAAAGUCCUCAACCUCGGACGAGGUAAAAAAGCGCAAAAAGGCAGUGCUGUUCUGUCUCAGUGACGACAAGAAGAAGAUUAUCGUAGAGGAGGGCAAGCAAAUCCUAGUUGGUGAUAUUGGAGAGACUGUUGAUGAUCCCUAUGCCUGCUUUGUAAAGCUCCUACCUCUUAACGACUGCAGAUAUGGCUUGUAUGAUGCCACAUACGAAACAAAAGAGUCCAAGAAAGAAGACUUGGUAUUUAUAUUUUGGGCCCCUGAGGGAGCACCAUUAAAAAGCAAGAUGAUAUAUGCUAGCUCUAAAGAUGCCAUUAAAAAGAAGUUUACAGGUAUCAAACAUGAAUGGCAAGUCAAUGGUUUAGAUGACAUUCAGGACCGCUCAACCUUGGCAGACAAAUUGGGAGGCAAUGUGGUUGUAUCUCUGGAAGGGCGACCAUUGUAAACAGAAAAGACGUGCCAUCUGGAUUCCACACGCUUUCUAUCUUAGCAGCUGUAUCUAUCUUUUGACCCCGAAGGAAUAGUUUUAAGUUCUCUAUUUUUGUUUUCAUAUGAAGGAGUUGUCGUAAAAGUAUACAAAGAAUCUACCAGUUUAUUGCCAGCUGACGUUUUUGGAGUCUGGUGUUCUGGUGUUUGUUUUUUAUGUCCCCAAGAAAGUUCUCUCAAGAGUGUUUUGCCAGAACAGCUUUGGAAAUCAUCAGUAUUUAUGUAAUAUCUAUAUUCCCUGCACAAACAUAAGGUGUCCAGCAUUUAUAUUUUUUGAUACAUACACAGAAAUAUUACAGUUUUUUUUAUUCUACUGUAACAGACAUGUGAGAAUGCUUUCUGUCAGUGCUUUUGCAGGGAUGCAUUAACCAAUAGCAAGCACUUUGCACUCCUGAGUUUUCAACUAUUUAUUUGAACCGUUCUACCUAAUCUGGCUCAUUAGACAUUGUGUCCCUUUAUCGCUCGCAGCUCGUUUGACAUGGCAAGCACAUUUACUACUAUGCAGAUUUGAUAGCACUUUUUGUUUAUACACUACAAGUUGAGACAAAACUGUCAAGGGGACUAUGGAAUCUCUGUGUUUGUCAUCGGAUGGAAGUUACCACACUUUUCAUUCCUGUAAAUGCAUAUGGACAAAGACAGAUUAAUAUUAACUGUUCCAUUGCAGCCUUACUUUCAUUCAAAUGUACAGUUCACCACUGAAAAAGAAGGGGUGCUGUUUGGUUAUUGUUUUUUUAACACUAAAAAGAAUGCAAAAUAUCUGUAAAGAUGGCAAUAUCUGUAAUUGCAGCCUUAAAUGGAACAUUGUUUUUUGAGACCUGGUGAAGUUGCCACUUUGCAAUAAAACCUUGUGGCAUACCA